This is a messenger RNA of Ostrinia nubilalis (European corn borer), 2661 nucleotides long. RefSeq names its product 5'-AMP-activated protein kinase subunit gamma-2-like. Gene Ontology annotation, cellular component: nucleus; nucleotide-activated protein kinase complex; cytoplasm. Lineage: Eukaryota; Metazoa; Arthropoda; Insecta; Lepidoptera; Crambidae. Gene Ontology annotation, molecular function: AMP binding; protein kinase regulator activity; protein kinase binding. The transcript has 2 exons. The record is from RefSeq and is a predicted model, not a curated record. The coding region runs from base 404 to 2458 and encodes 684 amino acids. Gene Ontology annotation, biological process: protein phosphorylation; regulation of catalytic activity.
CGAACGCAGCGGCUGCGCCAGCGAGAAUUCCAUAACGUGAACGCGUUUGUUUCGAUUCGAUGCCGUCAGCUCGUUGUUAGAACAGUGUGUGUGAUUGUAAAUUGUACUAAUUGGGCAUGGCGGUCUUCGCUCACCAAAAAGUACCUUCAUCGAUAUCUGUAACCAAAUUGUGGCGACAGCACACUCGCAAGUGAACAGAACUAGUGUCACAAACUCGGCGCAAGCGACACACUACCUCUAUUAGCGCAGGGUGCAUUAUGCAUAUUGUAAAUGUGUGUGUGAGUGUUCACAAAUAGUCAGUGCUAAACAGGAUCGACGCAAUGAUCUGUGUUGUAAUGCCAAUAUCAGCAGAUUAUGGAACAUAGUAAAGGUAUAAAAAACAUAAAUAAAUUAUUUAUUGGAUAUGGAUCCCAUUUUAGAAAAUGAAUCCGCUACGUCGGAUACACCCAGCAAGUAUGGGAAGAAACAUAAACACAAGAAAAAGAAGAAUCAGCUGGAACCACAAAAAGAAAGCCAGACCGUUAUUGGUGAAAAGAAGAAAUUCGUUGUAACAACAUUAUCUACAUCAGAAGAAAAGGAAGUUCCUUCCAGUAAUGUAGCUGCAAGUAAUAUUCAUACUGUACAUUUCGGUACACGUGGUGUAGAGUCACAACGACCUCAUGUAAGAUCAAUUUUUAAGGAUCGAGCAGAUAGCUCUCGUCCUUCAAGUACUGAGAGAGAAACGGUUGAUACAAAAGAGUAUGAAACCUUUCAUGGUACAUCAUCUAGUCCACGUAGUUCUAUUUUUGAUAUAUUUCGUUUAAGAAGAAAGAGUGAUGCUAAGAAGCAACAAAUUAAACCACCUAAACCUAAUGAAGUGCAAGAAUCGUCCAAAGAAGAACCAGCGGUGUCAGAUUCCAAAAAAGAUGAUUCUCAUAAAAAAUAUUACCAUACGGUAACUGGAGCAUCUUCUAGAAAGUACAGUCCAAUCACUCGAGUUAUGGAUAUAUUUAAAGGCAAACCUCAUGCAAACCCUACUACUACGGAACCAGUGAAAAAGAAAAUACCAAAAUCCGGUCGUCGUUCUUCAAUAGAAACCACUUCACCUACUUAUCACAAGAAUUCCUAUGCUUCAUUAGAUCCUACGCAAGCUAAGCAAUUAUUUAGAGAAGUCAGAGGUCUGCCAAAGUAUGAUCCCUAUCUAUCAAUUGUGCAGAUAUCUUUGGGCGGAAGAGAUAAAACACGGUUAUUAUUAAACUUUUUCAAAUACCAUAAAUGCUAUGAAAUUUUGCCUAAGUCUGCAAAAGUAAUUAUAUUCGAUACACAGUUUCUUGUUAGGAAAACAUUUCCUACAUUGAUAUCACAUGGUAUCCGUUCUGCACCACUUUGGGAUGAAAAUAAAAAAUUACUAGUUGGAAUGAUUACUGUAACUGAUUUCAUAAGAAUCUUAUUACAUCUCGAGGCAGAAAAUAUAUCUGUGGAGGAAUUGGAAAAACAUACACUUCAUAAUUGGAGGAAAAUUUUAAGACCGACAAGAAAACCUUUGUGCAGUGCAGGUCCAGAUCAAUCAUUGCAUGAAGCUAUUAAUUUAUUACACAAGAAUCGUGUUCAUCGACUUUUGAUGAUAGAUCCUCAGUCGGGAGAUGUUUUAUACAUAUUAUCACAUAAAAGAAUACUGAGGUUUCUGUUUGUGUAUCUAAAUGAAUUUCCCGAGCUAACGUUUUUCCAUAAAACAAUAGCGGAUUUAAAAAUCGGGACUUACGAUGAUAUUGUUUCUGUAACAGAGAAUACGACCAUCAAAACAGCUUUUCAGCUGCUGUUGGAAAAAGAUAUAUCUGCUCUACCAAUUUUGGAUGAGAAUGGUAUACUUAUUGAUGUGUACGCAAAAUAUGAAGUUUUAAAUCUAGUAAGUGAAAAAUUAUAUUCAAAUUUGUCACUGACCAUAGGGGAAAUAAGGAAUAAAAAGAAAGACUGGGAAGAGAAAAUACAAAAAUGUCGUUCAAGCAUUACGUUAUAUGAGGCCUUAGAAGUUAUAGUUAGAACUGAGAGUCAUCGAUUAUUGUUAGUUAAUAAGGAAGAUAAAUUAAUGGGGAUUGUUUCACUAUCAGAUAUUUUAGUAUAUUUGAAUAGAGUAAUUCCUACAGAGAAAAAAGUAUCGUCACUUCAAGAAAUAUUUAGACCAUUAGAAGAAAACAAAGUAGCAGAGUCACCGAGGGAGACAGAGAAUGAAGUUAUAUCAAUUGAAGUUCCAAGUUUAAACACAGUAAACGAAAACAGUGUUCCUGAGGCUAUAGAAAGUACCACAAAUAAUGAAAAUGAUGAAACUUGUGUGUCGAAUAAUGAUGGUGUUGCUGAUGCAACACCAUCUGAUGAUAACGACGCAAAUGUUAAUUGUGAUGUUACUUCUAGUGAUGAGCCCGCCAUAGUUCAAACUAUAAAUGAAGACGAAGGUAAUCCCGUCGAAGCUGUGAAUAAGUAGAUCAAUUUUAUUCCAAAGAAAUUGUGAUAGGUGAAAUUGCCGAAUCAGUAUAUUUAAUCUCAAAGUAUGCUUUUGCUUGUAUAAUAUUGUUAUUAUAACUUUGUAAUCAUAAAUAGAUGCAUCAAAUACCACGUGAUUGCCUUAUCAUUAUUUAAUUCAUUAUAAACAUUGCUGAAACUCAAUAAAAUAUUUUAGCAGUACAA